Phycomyces blakesleeanus NRRL 1555(-) is the source of this 2151-nucleotide messenger RNA. RefSeq lists its product as hypothetical. NCBI's taxonomy places the organism in Eukaryota, Fungi, Mucoromycota, Mucoromycetes, Mucorales, Phycomycetaceae. The record is from RefSeq and is a predicted model, not a curated record. The transcript is spliced from 6 exons. Bases 1 to 2151 code for a protein of 716 amino acids.
AUGCUGAAAGCUAUGAUGAAUAGCGAAGUAUCAGAAGAUGACUCCUCUUCUGAGUCAAGCCAGUUUAUGUUACCAGCAAUUCCUAGCUUGAUGCUUGAAGAGAACACAAACAUAAUUCGCAAUGAAAUCAGUGACAUUAGCAACAACACUGACCUUGAUGAGCCCAUGUACAAUAUUGAAUAUGAGAGCAACAUGGGAGAAUCAGCUGACAUGGAUGGAACCGAAAGUGUCACCUCUCCUUUGGUUUUUGAUUUCAGCCAACCUUCUCCUGUUCCAAGCAACAAUGAUGCAAAGAACCUGGAGUUUAUUAGAAUCAUCAAUGACUUUGGCAUUUCUCAUCAAGCCCACAAGAAGCUUGCUGCGGAUCUCAACAGCAUUCUAGGGAUGUCAACUGAGAUAACAUACAGAGUGUAUAUACCAUACCUGAGCAAGGAGCUCUUGAAGCAUUUCUCUGGUGUAGAGAAAACAGUGUAUAACGUCUGCCAAAGCAGAUGUAUGAUGUUUAAUGAGGCAGAGGAGGUCGCUUGCAAACAUUGUGGUGAAGCUCGCUACAAAAGCGACAAAACAGAUAAGGAUGGUAUGGCCAUUGCUGGGAAAACUAUGGUUCAGAUUUCUUUGGCCAGGAAAAUUGCCCUUUCUUUGGCCAACAGUGGUACCAGACACAAGAUGUUAUACCGUCACAAUCAUGAGCAAAAGGCAGAUGGUAGCAAGGCAGACAUUUUUGACGGGCACGCAUACCAGUCAAUCAAACAUCUUUUAUCUAGUGAAAACAAUGUUGCAAUUUCUUUGUCUGUCAAUGGAUUUGUGCCCCAUAACGUCCCCGGUUCGAUUACUAUUCUGCACGCCAUAGUUCUUAAUCUUCCUCCAAUGGUCCGUUAUGAGAAAAGCCGGAUGUUGCAAAUUGCAAUGAUUUCAGAUCCUUCCAUACCACUUGACUUUUGCUUCCAAAACUUUGAACCAGCAAAUUUGUCUAGCAAGGGUCUUGUAGGACAAUCUCCUCUUUCUUCACUGACAUCAUUCACGGGCCUGCUCUUUUUUACCCUUGACAAGAUGCAUGGCCUUUGCCAUGGAAUAGGCAAACAGGUCUGGGAACUUAUUGGUGGAAAGUAUGGAAUUAAACACUCUUUGUUUCUUCCUGCCAAUGUACUUAACAAAAUCGGGGUGGAAAUGGCAGCAACAAGAAAAACAGCUCUAACAGCAUUUCAUGGCUCUUGGAGAAACGUAUCCAAGUACAGUGGAUACUUCAAGGCUGUAAAUUGGGUCAACUUCCUUCUCUUCAUUGUCCCUACACUGGUGGCUGAGUGUGUAAGAGAUACAACUGCCAGAAAAGCAUUGCUUGGACUUGUGCAAGCUUAUAACUUACUCAUGAGCUGGGAGUUAUCAGCAGAGGAACAAACCUCUAUAAAAAGAUAUGUUUAUGCCUUUGGUCCUCCACGCUCAUACAGCACAAGAUCAGUAGAGCGUGCUAUUGGCAAGUACUCUUGCGCCAUCAAAAGCAAUUCAGCAAUUGGCAUAAAUGCUGGAAACAUAAUGGUCUGGCUGGCUCAUACACGGCGAUUGUUGACUGAUUCUGAAGGAGGCAAACAGAGAGGUAUUGUAUUACAGUAUGAGGAUAUGUCUGCUGGUUGGCCGAUUACUAGCAAGGGCGAGUGUGCUAGUGCACAUUCUGAUAUUAAGUUCUGGGGACCUUUAGAAUAUAAAACAAUUGUUGACAGUUUCGAAGACAUUUCUUGUCUUCCAAUUCUUAUUCGAGACUUUUAUAGAUCAAAGGGGGUGGAAUGCGGGACGAUUGAACCAGCUAUAAUAACUAGCCGCAAAGCUUUUAUUAAUGGCUGUGUGAUUGACUCCUCAUUUUCCCAAAAAACAUUAAGAGAGGCACAUCACGUUUGUCUUCAGGUGCAAGUCGAUCUGUUCACAAAUGUAUGUUGCCGAUACACUCCUGUGGCAAAAGACUUCUUUGGAAAAGUAAUUCUUUUCUUCGAACAUGAGAAUUCUGGUAAAAGGUGGCCCCUUGUUUUGGUGCUGAUAUAUAGCACUGUAUUAUACAAUGACAUUCUGGUGGUAGUAAAUGGUCAGCUCAAACCAAAGGUAGUCCACCUGGCAGACGUCAAGGAGUUGUGUGACCAGAACUUAACCGUGGCCCAAAAUUAA